Molecule: messenger RNA, 1749 nt
Organism: Clonostachys solani
Lineage: Eukaryota; Fungi; Ascomycota; Sordariomycetes; Hypocreales; Bionectriaceae
Source: the annotation of a GenBank genome assembly
AUGGGGUCUCUUCUAGAUCACUUUUUGAGCAAUGAUUUUCCUUAUCAAGCCGAUGAUAUUGAAGCCUUUUGGUCAAGCUUUCUGGGGCUUGCCAAAGGCCUCGAAACUACGCAGGAACAACCUAACGGCGGGCUCCAUGGGGAUCUCAAACCGUCAAAUAUUCUUCUCUUUCCACAGAGGAAUGCCGCUGAUAGCAAGCACUCCUUCAUGCUCACAAUUGCGGACUUUGAUAGCAGUCGCAUUGGCUCGAUCUAUAAAUCUCCAGAUGGCAGCGCCAAUCUCCGCCCGAGGAGCACUCGGACGUACGCUGCCCCUGAGGCCUAUUUAAUCGGAAAUUUUAGACAUGUAGCGAAUCAAUCAGGUGAUAUGUGGUCUUUUGGAUGUAUCUUGAUGGAAGUGGCUGUGUGGAUCACAGGAGGGUUCAAAGCACUUGAAAAAUUCAAAGUGGCCCGUGUGGAAGAGACUUCCAAGAUACCGGACUUUCGUGACACUGGGAACUGUGACUGCUUUCAUGAAGGAUAUGAUCUUUUACCAGCCGUCAAAGAAUGGGCUCGGAUCGUCCAAGAGAAUGCCCGACGCAACGACAACAUCACACCGAGGAUGGUAGAUUUUAUUUCGAACAGUCUGCUGCGACCGGAAGGUUUUAGAUGUUCCCCUCGAAACCUAGAGGCCAACAUGAGAGAAAUUAUUUCCUCAACUAAGGUCGUGGCUCAAGCAUAUUAUAGCAGGAUCGAGCAGCAUCCCCCGUCGCCUAGCUCUGUUGGUUCUAUGCCUCCUACCAUCAUGAGGCCACUAAUGAUCCAGCCAGUUUUAUCAAUCCAAACGUCGCCUCAACAAAAUCCAUCAGAAUUGAUGGGAUCUCCCGUCACGCCAAUGUCACCAUCUAUUCACUAUCAGCUCGGACCAACAGAUAACACCGUGAUUCAGCGUACCCUAACAGAUCCUGCCGUCGAACUGGUGAGGAAUAACACGACCAGCCCUUAUCCGAAGGUCAGUUUGAGGGAACUGGCCUUGUGGAGGGGCAAUAAGAAAAAAUAUAGACCAGAGCUGCCGGGUUGGAAAGAAGCACAGAACUUACUGAGAGGCCGCGAUUUCCUCUUCAUCAUCGAUAAUUCCAGGUCAAUGUUCGAGCACCAAGCAGCUGUCAUCGAAGCCGUCGACAACCUGGCUUACCUUGUGAAGCAGCUUGAUCCCGAUGGCGGCGAGAUUAGGUGGACGUCUAGUCCCCAGACAAAGGAAAGUUUCUCCAACAGCACCCAAGCUGGAGAUUCUGCGAGAAGGGCAUUCGCGGAAAGAAGCCAGGUCGACUGUAACAUUGAGGGAGCUCUCAUGGAGGCUUUACCAACCAAGUUCCGCUCCGGAUCGAUGGCUAGCGGGAGUUCUUGGGGGAUUAGAUCGGGACUUAGUCGCAUCCGCUCUAACUCCUCAGCAAAACGCCUCAGUGUCUUAGUAUUCACAGACGGUGUUUGGGUUCCUUCAGAUGGAGGACUAUGUGGAGCGGAGCGCCCGAUUGAGCACCUGAUUCAGCAAAUGAAAAGCCAAGGUGUCCAGCGGUCAGGCAUCGCUGUGCAGUUCUUACGAUUUGGUUCUGAUCCCGCUGGGAUCGGACGACUAGACUAUCUGGAUAAUGAGUUGGCUAAGAAGCCAGAGAACCAGGGAUUCGAUAUUGUAGACCAUAAGUCUGAGCAGGACAGUGUUUGGGGAAUAUUGAUAGGGUCGGUUUUUGAAGCAAUGGAUCACCUUGGCUAA